Messenger RNA from Ambispora gerdemannii, 771 nucleotides. Lineage: Eukaryota; Fungi; Glomeromycota; Glomeromycetes; Archaeosporales; Ambisporaceae. The record is from the annotation of a GenBank genome assembly.
AUGACAAAUUACCUGCGGCGUUGCACGUCAACGCGCACUUGCUUUCUACUUGAAAGACAUAGCAACUACAAGCAUUACAAGUUUCCAGAACUACCUUUACAAUAUGGUUGCUUCUCACAUACCGCACAGAAUUUUCGAAAACAUUAUGAAACACUUGAAGUAGCACCAGACGCGACCCAAAAACAAAUCAAGUCACAAUUCUACAAGCUAUCGAAAAAAUAUCAUCCAGACAUGAAUCUCGGGGACGAGAAAGCGCACGCGCAGUUUCUCAAAAUCAAUGAAGCGUAUUCAGUGUUGAUUGAUGAUGGUAGUAGGCGAGAGUAUGAUCGAUCUAUUAGGAAUCAUCGACGUACGUUUCGACCUCGAGGGAAUCGGCAAAAUUUUAAUAAUACUAGUAGUGAUAGCUAUCAUAAACAUCAUCAUUAUCGCUAUGGAGAAGGUGCCUCACAAGCAAGUCACUAUUAUAGGCCUAAUGCUCGUAGUAGUGGUAGAAAUAGUGGUAAUGGAAAUGGGUUUCACUUUCACGGACAAAAAAAAUCACCAGAAUUCAAUUUCGAUGAACAUUUUCAAAGACAUUAUGGUCAGGAGUUACGUCACACAGAAAGAGAACGUAAAAAAAAUUUAGAAUUGAUGGAAGAGUAUAGAAAGCAACAUCAGAUACGGAAACUUGGAAAUCUUGUCACAUUUGCAUCUCUGAUUUUUAUAUUCACGUCUGCUUUAACUUUUGCAUCUGCUGAAGGAAGCAAUUAUAAUUCGAAGAAAAUCGAAUAA